Molecule: messenger RNA, 2080 nt
Organism: Rubroshorea leprosula
Lineage: Eukaryota; Viridiplantae; Streptophyta; Magnoliopsida; Malvales; Dipterocarpaceae
Source: the annotation of a GenBank genome assembly
AAGCUUUUACCUUUUCUGAUAUUUUUUAUGGGUUAUUUUGUGAUUUGCAUCACUUAUUUUUGGGUUAAUAAUAUAGUCUGUUUUUGCACGGAUUGUUUGUUGAUUCUGUUCUGCUGCUUUUCCUUAUUGCUACCCCUAUUACCCCACUUACCAAAAUAAUCAUAGCUUAAGUAUAAACUGAUACUAACAUUUUUCACUUGUUUCAUGAUCAGAAUUCUUUCUGUUAUUGCGAUUCCUGUUGUAGAAUACAUGAUGAUCGAUGAUAUUCUUAGUGGAAAUAAUAUUAAUUUUCCUGGCAAGUCUGUUAGGAGACAAUUAAUUAGAGGGUAACCAUUUCGGCCAAAAAGAAAAAGUGUAAUGAAUGCUACUGAAUUCUGGAUGGUUUCUGUAUUUGUCCAUAUAUAUGCGACAGAUUGAAUUCAAUAGAAUAUUGCUAGUUUGUCACAUUGGAAAGAAAAUAAUAAAAAUAAAACUCUGUUAUAUCAUAGAAAACUUCAUUUUUUUGGCUAACUUUAAAUGCUCCAUUGAGUUUUUGUAAUUUGCAGCCUCAAUCACCAUGUAGGAGCUACACGAUGGAGGCUAUUGGACCGCUUUGUUGUACAAAGGAUGGUGUCUAUAUUGCUGGUGCAGCUCCGUCUGGGAAUGCUUAUAUUUGGGAGGUUUCUAGUGGAAGAUUGCUUAAAACAUGGCGUGCUCAUCAUAAGUCAUUCAAGUGUAUGGUCUUUUCUGACGAUGGCUCUCUUCUUUUUUGUGGGUCUGAAGAUGGUAUAAUCUAUGUUUGGUCUAUGAUUAGUUUGCUAGAUGUGGAUGAUUCUGGGAGCUUUCCUUCUUUGCUACAUUACUUGUCAGAGCACAGUUCAUCUAUAACUGGGCUAUUAACAUUAACAAGAUCAUGUGGCACAAAUUCAAUUUUUAUAUCAAGCUCACUUGAUGGGACAUGCAAGGUUUGGGACCUAAUCUCAGGAAGGCUUUUACAAACUCAAGUUCAUCCUACAUCAAUAACUGCAAUCACUCUUCAUCCAGUAGAGCAGAUUUUGUUUUCUGGUACAAUGGAUGGAAGAAUAAUUGUUAAUGAGCUUGAUGUUGGAGCAGGGGAGGAUUCUCUCAUUGUCAAGGAAGAUCAAGCACUCUUUCCGGAAGGACACAAUGGAUCCAUAACUGCAUUGACAUUCAGUGGAUUGGGACUGAUAUCUGCAUCAGAGGAUUGUACUUUCUGUCUUUGGGACAUGACCAACAGGGUGAUAGUUCGAAGAUUCAACCAUCAAAAAGGUGCUGUGACAAAUGCGUUAGUGAUUAAACUAUCCUCAUUGUUUCCCAUGCCAAACCAGCUAAGAGUUUCCAAUCAGUUCCGUAUUUCUUUGCUUGAAAAGUGUCCUCCAUCAGCUAAAAUGAGCAGAGGAAUGGUUGCUUCUCUUUCUUGGUGUCUUUCCCCCAAUGAGCUAACUUCCACUGAAUUCCAGAGAACCAAUUUGUUAGACCACCAAAUAUUCCAUUCAGAGGUCUUUCACCAUUUUCCUCUGUCAAGCAUAGACGAUUUGGUGUUUUCUGUUCCUGCUAUUUAUUCUUUGUUGGACUGUUUCAGCCAAUUUAUACAAGGGAAGGCUCACAGCCACUAAUAUUGUUACAUUGAACUCUCUUGUUUUGAAAUGUGUGCAGCAACAACGGACACCUACAGCUAUGCAAAUGAAAGUUGAGAGAAGUAUGUCUGACCGGAUUUGGGCAACAAGUAUGACAAAGCAUGUUAUGGAGAUAAAUAGGCAUUUACAAUCACAUUUGCUGAACCUGAUGGAAAGCCGCCUGUCAAGGCCUCAUGAAAACAGUAAAAGGAAGAAGCCCAUGAUUGAAAAUCCAGAAGAUUUGGAGAAGCAGUCUCAGUCAUCAGGUUAACCUUUUCGGUUUGAAAUAAGAGUGUCUUUGAGAUUUUGAACCUUCUUUAGUUUAUAACUCAUAAUCAUGACAUGACUCAUAAGCAUCCUUUUUUAAUAUAUAUACUCCUCCCUUGUGUUUUUAUGUACGUAGAUUUUGAACCUUCUGCAAGGUCGUUUUGGAAAGCCAUCGACCUGCACGUUCAUUCAUGAAG